Molecule: messenger RNA, 4231 nt
Organism: Rhizophagus irregularis DAOM 181602=DAOM 197198
Lineage: Eukaryota; Fungi; Glomeromycota; Glomeromycetes; Glomerales; Glomeraceae
Biological process (GO): cellular response to amino acid starvation; positive regulation of TORC1 signaling
Cellular component (GO): Seh1-associated complex; vacuolar membrane
Molecular function (GO): signaling adaptor activity; protein binding
Source: RefSeq, a predicted model, not a curated record
GAUGAUGAAAUAGAAUUUCAUAAGGAAAAUUCCUUUACUUCCUAUUCAUCCACUUCUUCUACGAAAAGUUCAAGUCCCAUUAAUAUUCCGUCACGUCCUUCACGUCCCGUUUCUCCAUUUCUUCAUAUAUCAAAAAUGUCUUUACGUAGUGGUACUCCUUCACCACCUACAGAAUCUUCUUCCGCUGACUAUAGCUCAUCGAAACAAUCUAUACCUGAAAUUACUUUCUCAAAUGAUGUUUCACCUGAAAUGGAAAGACAGGAUUCAGUAUUUUAUCAAUCAUUAGUAAUUAAAAUCAGUCAGCCUGUAGGUAGUAUGUCCAUUUCACCAUCAAGUCGUGAUAUCGUGUUGGCGACUCGUAAAGGACUUUCUAUCAUUGAUCUUGAAAAUCCAUAUCUAGCUCCACGAGAACUUCAUCAUUUGACCAAAUGGGAAGUGGCUGAUGUACAAUGGAAUCCCCAUCUAUCUUGUGAUAAUUGGGUCGCUUCUACAUCUAAUCAAAAAGCACUUAUUUGGAAUUUAUCAUCGGCCAUUCAACAUGAGCAUAUUCUUCACGCUCAUAAUCGUGCCAUAAGUGAUAUCAAUUGGCAUCCUUUUAAUUCAAAUAUGUUGGCUACAUGUUCUGUUGACACUUAUGUACACUUAUGGGAUUUAAAAUCGCCAAAAAAACCAGCAAAGUCGUUUUGUGCUUGGAUAGCUGGUGCAACACAAGUCAAGUUUAAUAAAAAGAAUGAAUUUAUAUUAGCAUCUGCUCACGGCAAAGACUUAUAUAUAUGGGAUACUAGGAAAGGAUCACUUCCUAUAACUAAAAUUAGCGCGCACACAACUAAAAUCUACGGAAUUGAUUGGAGUAGAUCGAAUGCUGACAAUAUAAUAACUUGUAGUCUGGAUCAAUCAGUGAAGUUCUGGAAUAUUCAAGAACUCGAUACCUGUCAGGGUGUUAUACAUACAAAUUCUCCUGUUUGGCGCGCAAGGCAUACACCAGUUGGUAACGGCAUUCUAAUAAUGCCUCAACGUUCAGAAAAAAAUUUAUAUCUUUGGAACAAAGAAAAUCUUCAAACCCGUAUACAUGCUUUUGUAGGGCAUCACGAUGUAGUUAAAGAAUUUGUUUGGAGAGUUAAAAGUGAUGGGGACCCAACAAUUGAUAACAGAGAAUUUCAGUUAAUUACAUGGUCUAAAGAUAAAACCCUGCGAUUUUGGCCGAUAAAUGAUGAAUUAUUGAAGGAAAUUGGACAUGAAAGAGGAAGAUCCAUAAAUCCAACAGAUCAGGUUAAGCAAACUGGAAAAUCAACAUCCACAUUUCGUGAUCUACCAAUGAAUAAUCAUUCGAUCUCUCCUACUUUGUCAACAUCAACAUCCUAUCCCCCUCUUCGUAUUAUUUCAGGAAGUCGCGCAAUCACAAAUAUCCCUUUUCGCCCUUCUGGAGCUUCAGCUGGAGGGGGAAAUAUCAAGGGUUAUAUGGUAGCAGCUGGGAUGUUGCGACGUUCUUUAUUGUGGAUGCAGAAUGUAAAAAUGGUUAAACCUAGUGGAGAGAUUGGAAACACUGAAUAUAUUCCGCCAAAUACGCAUGAGGAAAUGGCUGGUGUUGCACAAAAAUUUUCCAAUGUCGAAUUUGAAAAACUCGAUAUACAAGGCAAAUAUUGUACAAUAAGCUUACACGGUAGCAGACAUGCUUUCAUACGUAUUAAUGUAACAUUUCCUCCACAAUAUCCCAAUAAGGUUCUACCGAUUUUUGAUAUACAAAAAACUGGAAUGAUAUCUAUAUAUAAUAGAACUCGCAUGCUAAAAUGUUUAAAGGAUAUAGCCCGUUCAUGUGUAUCUCAAAAUAGGCCUUGCCUGGAAGCUUGUAUUCGUUAUUUACUUGGAGAACAUACUCAGGAAGAUGGUCAAGAGCGUUAUGGAAAAGAUGAUUCAGAUGAUGAGAAUUACAUAAAUGCUACAAGAAGAACAUCUUAUGACAAAAACUUGAAUUAUAUCCUUGGGGAUAAGGAAGAUUAUAAUGUUCCUUUUCCAAAAUUAUGUGGAACAAAAUUUAAUGCUUCAGGAAAACUUGUAUGUUUCUUUUCAAGUCUACGAUCUCCUGAUGCAAGUAAUAAUACUAGAAAUAAUGAAAAAACUAGCUAUACAUAUACUCACCCUAGGUCAUAUGAUUCUUGGGAACAAUACAGGAUGAUUUCACAGUUGCCAAGACCAAUUACACAUUAUGGGAGAGACGAUGAUGACUCGUAUAAUGAAGUAGAUGAUGACUCCAAUGCUUUACUGUCUUUCCAUUCAUAUCUAAUGAGUGAUUUACAAGAUAAUGCUAAUCCAUCCAAUAAUAGUCUUGCAUUAUUUCAAUCGACAAAAUGGGAUAGAUAUACUGUCCACAUGUAUGAUUUCUCGGAAUGGAUGCCAAUUAGUCAAAAACUGGCAAAGGAAUAUAUUCUUCAUGGAGAUGAUCCAGUUGAGAUUUGUAAAUAUAAUGCUCAAGUAGCAGCGGACAAUAAUCGACCAGAUCUGAAACAAGUCUGGUUACUUGCAUCUUUAAUUCUUGGUCAAUCUGGUCCCACUAAAUUUAGAAAUUCUUUAUCUAGUGAUGAGAUUAUAUUAACAGGAGUUUAUCAAAAACAUGCAAGCAAAAGGAAAGAAAUUGGAAGCGAAUAUGAUUCAUUUAUGAGCAAAGCAUUUCAUGGACUUUUUGAAAAGUUUAAUUUGGGAUUCCAUCCAUUUGGAAGAAGUCUUGUAAAAGAUCUGCUUAAUCAUUUUUCUUCAGUAGGUGAUAUACAAACAGCAGCAAUGCUGUCAUGUGUUUUUAGACAACCUUUCCCUCCACAUCGAAAGGACAAUAGAGCAAAUGAAUUUCAACUUUUAACAUCAGGAUUAGUAGUUGGUAAUAAUAUAUCCAGUAAUACGGACUAUUUCAAUUAUUAUUAUCGUUAUCCAGAAAAACAAAAUCCCUAUCAUUAUGGCUUCCCUUCAAUUUCCGGAAUAACAUUUGGUGAAUCAUGUAAUUCAUCAAAAAGUUCCUAUACAGAAAUGGUUAACUAUGUUACAAACGGAUAUGGAGCAAAUCCUUAUGGGAUUACUCCUCCGACUCCAUCUGGUUAUCCAUAUGGACAAUCGGAAGGGUCCGGUAUUACAGUUCCUCAUACUUCACACCAUCAUAGAAGAUCAACUUUUGGUGGCACUUCAAAAGAAUCAAACUUAUUUCCUUCGAGCAUUUCAGCGUCGCCACCAAGAACUCCAAAGAAAGGUAGUCCAGCCACUGGUGGUCUCAACAAUAGAUUGGAUGGAUGGGUAGGACACGAAAAACCUGGCGAAAUUUCUGAUGAAAAAUCUUGUGAUUUAAUCUUUUCAUUUUAUUCAGAUGAUUUCGAUGAUGAAAAAAGGCCAAUUCCAGUUAGUUUAUUAGAUGAUCAAAUAGAAACAAAUGUAAGAUAUGAACAAUUACGCCUUGCUUAUGCAGAAUUAUUAUACCAUUGGGGAUUAUUUGAAGCAAGGGCAGAGCUUUUAAAAUUUAUGAAAUUUGUAAGAACUACAGUUGGUAGCCCUAUUGGAGAACUACAAGAACCUUUAGAAAUUGAUAUACAUUGUUCACAAUGUCAUUCUGAACUAAAGGGUGCUAAAUAUUGUGUUAGUUGUCGUAACAAAAAGAACGCAGAGAUCGAAUCAAAGGGUGCAACGUUUGUUAAUCGUCUUAGCAGCAACAAGCACAGAGAAGAAAGUGAUUAUCUUAGAAGAGCUGGCAUAAAAUGUUCUAUCUGUAAUCGGAUUGUUAGAGGGUUAUCAAAUUUCUGUAUGUCUUGUUCCCAUGGAGGACAUACAAAACAUAUUCACGAAUGGUUUGAAGGAAAUAAUGAAUGUCCAACAGGUUGUGGAUGUCAAUGUAAAAUACGAAAUUGCAAUUUUUAGAAGAUUGUAAAUAGAUUUUUUUUUUUUUUUUUUUUACAUUAUAUUAAUUAAAUUUUGUUAUAAAUUGUAUAUAAAUAUUCAAAAUCGCGAAUAUAUUUUAUUCCCACUGAUGUAAUUUAUCGACUAUUUAAGUUACUGCAUAUAUUCAAUAACUGUGUUAUUACGUUAUUAUGCAGACGUAGCUUUAGUUAAUAUAUAGUAUUUUCUCCGUAAAAUUUAAUAUAUAUGUUACAUUUAAUUUAAAUUAUGUAAUGCGAUAAAAAUAUCAGAUAAUUUAUGCAACAGUAAUUUAUUUAUACCUUAAUCUAAAAAAUAUCAAACAGCAUAUCCUAUUUGGCCG